Messenger RNA from Propithecus coquereli (Coquerel's sifaka), 993 nucleotides. Its product is annotated as olfactory receptor 5AL1-like. The coding region runs from base 1 to 993 and encodes 330 amino acids. Gene Ontology annotation, cellular component: membrane. NCBI's taxonomy places the organism in Eukaryota, Metazoa, Chordata, Mammalia, Primates, Indriidae. The record is from RefSeq and is a predicted model, not a curated record. Gene Ontology annotation, biological process: G protein-coupled receptor signaling pathway; sensory perception of smell. The transcript is spliced from 2 exons. Gene Ontology annotation, molecular function: olfactory receptor activity; odorant binding; G protein-coupled receptor activity.
AUGUGUGCUCUGGAGAGUUAUAUUGAAGAGAACUUUUUUAUGUACUCCAUGUCCAAAGGCAAUCAUUCAGCAGUGUCUGAGUUUAUCCUAUUGGGGCUCACAGAAAAUGCAGAGCUUGAAGCCAUUCUCUUUGGUGUAUUCCUAGUAGUUUACUUAGCCAGUGUCAUGGGUAAUCUUGGACUGAUUAUGCUAAUCCAAGUCAUCAGUCCUCAGCUUCACACACCCAUGUAUUUUUUCCUCAGCCACCUGGCUUUUGUUGAUUUUUCUUUUACUUCCUCUGUCACCCCAAACACGUUGGUAAAUUUUUUUCGUGAAGUUAAAAGUGUAGCAUUUUAUGCAUGUGCCAUUCAGUUAUGCUGCUUCAUCACAUUUGCAGUUUGUGAAUUUUAUUUGCUCUCAGUUAUGGCAUAUGAUAGAUAUGUCGCUAUCUGCAACCCUUUACUUUACGUCAUUCUAAUGCCCAGGAAAGUCUGUAUUCGAAUGAUUGCUAGCACAUACGUUUACGGAUUCACUGUGGGUCUCGUACAGACAGCGGCGACAUUCCACUUGUCUUUUUGUAACUCCAACGUGGUCAACCACUUCUACUGUGACGAUGUUCCUUUACUUGAGCUGGCCUGUUCUGACACUCACGUCAAAGAGCUGAUGCUGGUAAUCAUCGCUGGGUUCAAUACUCUUUGCUCUCUAGUGAUUGUGCUAAUUUCUUAUGUCUUCAUCUUCUUUGCCAUCCUGAGGAUUCAUUCUGCUGAAGGAAGACAGAAAGCGUUUUCUACCUGUGCUUCCCACCUGACCUCCAUCACAAUAUUUUAUGGAACAGUCAUUUUUAUGUACCUGCAGCCCAAGUCAAGCCAUUCUCUGAAUUUAGAUAAAUUUGCUUCGGUGUUUUAUGUGGUGGUGAUUCCCAUGUUAAAUCCAAUGAUCUACAGCUUGAGAAAUCAGGAGGUAAAAAAUGCACUAAAGAGAAUUAUAGAAAAGUUGUGCUUGGUUAUCAAAUAA